Messenger RNA from Spodoptera frugiperda (fall armyworm), 1037 nucleotides. RefSeq lists its product as uncharacterized. The transcript has 4 exons. The record is from RefSeq and is a predicted model, not a curated record. NCBI's taxonomy places the organism in Eukaryota, Metazoa, Arthropoda, Insecta, Lepidoptera, Noctuidae. Bases 42 to 806 code for a protein of 254 amino acids.
UACACAGUGUCCAUAUACCCAACGUAGUGCAAACAACAAACAUGGUAAAGUAUCUCCUGGUGUUGACCCUGGUCGCUGCCGUCACAGCCAGAACGGCGACCACGGGACAGAACAAACUAGAAGGUCGAAGCUCAGAUGACAACAUUCUAGGAGAUCUUAAAUUAGCAUAUGAAACCUACAAAGAUUGCAGCGGGUCCGACAUUUCGCACUGCCUCAAACGAAAACUGGCGAAGACUUUGAGCAGGUUGACGAAAGCUGAGGAACUGAACAUCCUGAAUGGUGUCACGAUAACCAAGGAUAAGAAUGUGCAGAUUACGGAGAAGGAGGAGGCCAUCCCGAGAGGCAUGGAUGAGGGGUCACUGAACAACCUCAUUCUGGACAAAGUCGUCAACUUCAUGAGGUCCCAUACAUUACAGGUGAAAUUCCCCACCGAAGAUGAAAAUGACUUAUCUGACGACCAGGGUCGCAGCAGGAGGAAGAAGUUGGCGCCUCUUCUGGCUAUUCCUCUCUUGAUCGGAGGCAUGAUGGUUCCACUGGCCUUCGGAGCCCUAGCACUGUUGGCUGGCAAGGCUCUGAUCGUCUCCAAGUUGGCACUGGUACUGGCUGGCAUCAUCGGAUUGAAGAAACUGCUGUCUCCAAGCGGCGGAGGACAUGAGGCCCAUGAGGUGGUCGUUUCUGCAGGACACAGUGGCUCUGGGUGGAGCAGCGUUGGGCCAAGUGACCACCUCGAGAGAAAUGCCGAGGGAAAAUCAGGAUCGCUGGAGAAGUCUUCCCAUGACUUAGCGUACAACGCCUACGCCCAAUAGCCAACGAACCCACCGUUAAUUUAUAAUUAAUCCGCGAAUCUAAGGACCAGUCGGUUUCACAUCAAUUAUUAUGUUAUUAGACAACGUUUAUAAUUUAAAUUAUUGACAAUUUAUAGAGUACAUAGUUAUGCAACACACGAAAGAAUAUUGCAUUUCGCAAUUUAUUAUUCAAUUAUAAUUUUUUAUAUAAAUGAAAAAAAUAAUUUAUUUAUUAAAUAAUUUAUUUUUUUA